Molecule: messenger RNA, 938 nt
Organism: Nycticebus coucang (slow loris)
Lineage: Eukaryota; Metazoa; Chordata; Mammalia; Primates; Lorisidae
Product: endosome-associated-trafficking regulator 1-like
Exons: 1
Coding region: 88-465 (125 amino acids)
Biological process (GO): positive regulation of cilium assembly; regulation of cytokinesis; positive regulation of protein localization to cilium
Cellular component (GO): early endosome; centrosome; ciliary basal body
Source: RefSeq, a predicted model, not a curated record
AUGACAAACUUGAAGAUCUUGAAGAGGCAAAUCUAUUCUCCUUCAAAGAAUUUCUGAAAACCAAGAACCUCAGCUUGUCCAAAGAAGAUGCAACCAACAGAAUUUAUUCAAAGGGUGAGGACACUUGAGUGGAAAUUAGAAGCAAAAAUGAUCAAGGAGGAGAGUGACUACCAUGACCUGGAGUCGGUGGUUCAGCAGGUGGAGCAGAACCUGGAGCUCAUGACAGCUCAGGUCUCCAACUUCAAACAUGAGAAUGAAACUCUGAGGUCAGGCCAGGGUGCCAGCUUAACUGUUGUGAAGCAGAACACCAACGUGGCCUUACAGAACCUCCACGUUGUCAUGAACAGCGCACAGGCUUCCAUAAAGCAGCUGGUUUCCAGAGCCGAAACGUUGAAUCUUGUUGCCGAGAUCCUUAAAUCUAUAGACAGAAUUUCUGAAAUUAAAGACAAGGAGGACAACUCCUGAGGAGCAUUGCAAUGCUCUCGGCUCAAAGCUCUGUGCAAACCCGAGGUCACUCCUGCUUCAUCUGAACAUGCAAUUGUGUCUUUAACUGUGCAGUCUUCACCCAGAGUAAAGUAUUUAUCAUGAGAUACUAAUUUCAUGACCUAGAACAGCGUUAUUGGCUGCCCACAAUGGGAGUCGCUCCUGUCUGGGAGUCCAAUGUACAACUUCCUUGCGGUCCUUGUGAAAUUCCUGCUGUUUUAUAGGUACUAAUAAUCUGUUGAAAGGAAUUUUUAUAAAAGCUAGUGAUUUUUUAAAUUGCUAAACAUAAAAGUAGCUAUUCUAUAAUAACUGUUUUUCAUUACUAUUUUAAAAAAUUGUACGUUAAGUUCAGUGGAUUGAACUUGAUAACAUAAGUAGAAAACGCUAAAUGAGCCAUCAUGGAAAUGAUCAGCUUGGGCCAGGACUUGUGCCUUCUCACCUUUACUCAGCGUCCC